ACAAAACGCAGCCGUUGCCUUUUCCCCCGAAUUCGUCUGACCGUUAAAAUUAUAAGCUUGCCGGAAAGCGCUUGCCGAGUUGUCGUCGUCGGCCGCCGUUAACAGUUAUAAGCGUUUUCUGUUGUAAUCCGAAAGAGAAAUUGCAUUUAUGCUGAAAUUAUUAGUACCAUACUUUACUUGUUGCCAAGCCAAAAAGUAUUGAUGAAUCUGGAAUUGUCAAGGUUAUAAAUUCUUGCUUCAACAGACUUGGGGUGUCUUUUGAUAUGAACCAGGGAGGUUUGUUGCUGGCAAUACAUUUGAUGUUUAUAGGAGAGGAGAGGACUUUAUGGCGAAGGAAUUAUGGAGUUCGGUAGAGCUUCAAGUUUUUUCUUUUUUUUAGAUACAAGAGAAUCUACCAUGGAACCAACUUGCGCGGCUUGUGCCAUGGAAUGGAGCAUCCAACUUGAGAAGGGCCUCCGUUCUAGUAAACCAGGUGUACCUGUCAAAGCCAUAUUGCAAAUGGGGCCCCACCUUCAGCAUUGGAGUAGAGAGCUCGAGUCUGGUAUUGUUUCCAAUGCCAUGUUUGACCUUGUGCCAGGUGAAGAUGAGCUAUUUGCUAAUGCCAUCCUCUUACGCCUCGCUGAUGCCUUCAGGGGGGGUAACAAAGAAAUCAGGCUUUCUGUUGUCAGAGUUUUCUUGAUCGAGCAAAAGCACCACAAUAACAGGAAGCACAAGCAGUGUAAAGGGUUGUUGUCAAUGGCUAGAGUAGCUAACCACUUGGAGUUGUUGAAGCGGGUGAAGUCUGUUUUCAAUGACGGAGAUUCAGUGUCCAAGGCAUUGGCUCUUAUUCUGUUUGGUUGUUGGGCUGAUUUUGCCAAUGACAAUGCUCAGAUACGAUACUUGAUACUUUCCAGCCUUGUUUCUCCGCAUUAUUGUGAGGUAAGAGCAUCAUUGUUUGCUACCGGUUGCUUUUGUGAGAUAUCAGAUGAUUUUGCAUGUAUUACAUUGGAGAUGCUGUUUAACAUGAUGAAUUCACCUGCAGUAUCGUUGCCUAUAAAGUCAGCUGCAGCACGAGUUUUUGCAAAAUUCAAGUGCUCAUAUUCAGUUGCAAAGAAAGCGUAUAAGAUUGGUCUAGAGCUGAUAUCAAGUUCUUCAAAUGAAGAUAUUCUUGUUAUCAUGCUACUCUCACUUUCAAAACUAGCAUCUGUUUCUACACUUCUUACCUCCAAUCAUGUGGAGUUCCUUAUUUCAUUUCAGGAACGACAGUUAACUUCGCAUGUACAAGAAACGACUUUAAGAUGCAUACAUUUUUUAUCCAGAAAUAAUCCAUCUCUAAAGCUUUACUGUAAUACGUCCUUUGAAGUCCCAGAUGGAAAUGGUGUAGAACUCACCCCAUCUGAAUAUGAAGUUUGGAAAGGUGAUUGGACAGAUGAUGAAAUGGUUGAACUGAACAAAUUGUUAUCGGAUUUCGAAUUACUUUAAUGUAAUGUAUAGUAUAAAUUACUAAGACACUUGUGUAGCAUAUUUAAAUUACAUGUGUUUAGUUAUAUUGAUCAAUAAAGAAAUGAAAUUUUGAAUAGAA
Cicer arietinum (chickpea) is the source of this 1561-nucleotide messenger RNA. RefSeq lists its product as uncharacterized. Gene Ontology annotation, cellular component: integrator complex. NCBI's taxonomy places the organism in Eukaryota, Viridiplantae, Streptophyta, Magnoliopsida, Fabales, Fabaceae. The record is from RefSeq and is a predicted model, not a curated record. Gene Ontology annotation, biological process: snRNA 3'-end processing.